UAGUUUCACUUUACUGAGUCUCCAAACGGCCAUUUGCAUCGCGUCUCUCCAUAAAAACCGUGCAGUAGGGUGUUAACUGUAAAUUAAAAUGCUUUUUAACAUUUUUUGUAAUGUAGCAUGACAUGUUGCUUUGGAUCGUAGACGGCACUUGAACACUUCCUCGUUUUUAACCCUCAAAAACUAACGCCAUGACCUCCUUCUCUCCAAUCCAAACUCUUUUGGCCCCUGGGUUGCUUGUCCUUUUCCUGUCCGUCCGUCUGGAUGCAGCUACAGAAGAAACAAUCUAUGCAAAGAUUGGAGAUAAGGUUACUCUCGAACCAAAAGCCAGUACUGUGACGGCUGAAAUCCAAACCAUCACCUGGAAAGUUGGGCAGGAUCUUGCUGCUGAACUGGAAAACGGACAACUCGAAUUUUAUCGGGAAUUUAAAGGUAGGAGUGACUUGAACAACCAGACGGGAGAUUUCACAAUCACAAACCUGCAAUAUGGAGACGGCAAUGUUUACAGGGUCGAGAUAAACGGCAAUCCUGGUGAUCACUCCAUUCGCCUUCAAGUCCUCUCUCCAGUUCCUGUCCCUACCAUUCAUUCAACGUGUCAUCAAGACUCAAACUCCUGUACCCUAACCUGUGAGGGAAACACAACCAGAGCGGAACCAGUGAACUACGUGUGGAUGAAGAAAGAUGGAAGUGAAGUUAACACGGGAAGAGAAUAUAUGAUCACGGAGAAAGAUUUGGGUGUCAAAGAGUAUUUCUGUAAGAUGAAGAAUGAAGUCAGUCAGGAAAGCAGCCAACCCUUCCUCAACCCUUUGACUCCUCCUCCAAAGAGUCAAGAAAGUGGCCCAAGGAUUUCCGCAGGACUCACGGUCUUCGUCAUCCUCUUAGCACUUGUUUUGCUGUUGGGGAUCUUACACAGAGUGAAAACGGGAGAGUGCUUCUACAACAAAUCAUCAUAUCCUUGGGAAGCUGAUUUCUGGAGGAAUACUAAGGGACAGCAACCACAAGCAGCUGCUGAAGAAGCAAACGGAGCCACCCAUCAUCCACUUAAAGAGAAUACGGAUGAAACGUCUUUCGGAAAUGAAUAAAAGAAAAGGCAAGCCAACUAUGGACCAAAUGUUGGCCUCAUCAGCAGAAGUCUCACUGCAACAAGUAUUUCAAAAGGAUGUUCAGAGAAAGAAUUUAUUUGAAAAGUGUCUGUUUUUUAAUGACACUAAGGAAGCUUUUUCCAAGUUUUCUAUUUUUUUGUGAAAUUUUCUGAUGGCACUGAAAGCGGCAAAACUGCCUGAGAAGAAGGAACCAAGAAAUUAUCCUGUGCAUGUUGCAUUGGAUGUUUUCAACUUUGGCAAAUGAGAGAGGUUUGGCAAAGGAGAGAGGUUUAUUUAAAGGAGGAAGUAAGAGAGAAGACCUCUGAUCUUAAGGUUUUGUUCCUGCCAAACUACUCCUAAAACAAUUCCUGGAAGCCCGGUAAAAGUGAGCUUUCCUAUAACUGACAGCAACAUCCACCGAUGGUUAAUCCGAGACUGUUUCUCUUGGCCAUUAACCAGUGUCAGAGGAACUGAGCUAAUGGAAGAGGAAUAAAGGAAGGGUAUUUUGCGGUAUGUCAACUGACUGACAAGGCUUUUUAGAAAACUGCUCACUAGAUUUAGUUUUUUGCUAGAGAAUAGAUUUAAUGUUUGCAUGAAUUACAGCAGGUCAUCUAGGUCAACAAUUUGCAAGAAUCCACCACUUCUGCCUCGUCAGUUAAAAGACUAUUUCCUCAAAAUCUGACGGAUCAUUAACAAAUAUGGACAAAUGUCUAUGCCUGUGUUUUUAUGUUGUUUAGCAGUUUUAGCGUCUCAUUAAUGAAUCAGGAAUUGGUUUUAACUGAGGUCUGCGGAGCAUCAGAUGUGCUGGUUUGUUUUGUCACUUUCUGGACGAAUUGUUGAUGAGCUGCAAGAGUAACUUUUCGGCUCUAAACAAAUCGUGUGUAAAUAUUGCCGAUGUUGGGGUAAAUGUUUCUUUCGUUUACUUAUUUUCUAUCUGUAUGUACUUUUUUUCCUUUUUUUAAUAACUGACAUUUGUCUACUUGAAAUGGAAGUUUGGAAUAUUUUUGUGAGAAUGCCAUGAUGUGCCAGGAGAUUAUCCAUUUGUUUUAUGAAGUUUCAAGAGAUUGGUUUAUUUAAACUAAAAAGCUGCCCCAACUGCUUCUUUUUGUGCUACAGUAUAUUAAACACAGCUACAACAUCCAAGUUUUAA
Molecule: messenger RNA, 2229 nt
Organism: Cyprinodon tularosa
Lineage: Eukaryota; Metazoa; Chordata; Actinopteri; Cyprinodontiformes; Cyprinodontidae
Exons: 11
Coding region: 189-1079 (296 amino acids)
Source: RefSeq, a predicted model, not a curated record